Messenger RNA from Spizellomyces punctatus DAOM BR117, 501 nucleotides. RefSeq lists its product as uncharacterized. The transcript is spliced from 4 exons. NCBI's taxonomy places the organism in Eukaryota, Fungi, Chytridiomycota, Chytridiomycetes, Spizellomycetales, Spizellomycetaceae. Bases 1 to 501 code for a protein of 166 amino acids. The record is from RefSeq and is a predicted model, not a curated record. Gene Ontology annotation, cellular component: cytoplasm. Gene Ontology annotation, molecular function: GTPase activity; GTP binding.
AUGACCGACAUGUUUACGCUCCUUGUCGCACCGGGUGGAGGAGACGAACUCCAAGGUCUCAAAAAGGGCAUUGUGGAACUCUCUGAUUUGAUCUUGGUUAAUAAGAGUGAUGGGGAAUUGGAGGGGGCGGCCAAGGUGGCUGUUAUGGAGUAUUUGAGUGCACUCAAGUUUGUGAAAGGGGGGUGGGAGCAGUGGCGAGCCGAGGUAUUACCGGUUUCUUCUCAUCGUGGGACGCAUAUUCCAGAGGCAUGGGAGAUUAUGAAGCGGUAUUACCAUGAAAUUGAGUCAUCCGGAUACCUCUUUCAAAAACGUGGGACGCAACGUACAAACUGGAUGUGGCGGGGUAUUACGGAUGAAUUGAUUUGGAGAUUAAAGAAUAAUGUACAUGUCCGAGACAUGAUUCGACAGUUAGAAGGGGACGUAUUUGAAGGACACUUGGCACCCGGACAAGCUUCGGAUAAAGUUUUAGAAGCGUUUAUAUCUAGUCAACAAAAGCGAUAA